Ictalurus punctatus (channel catfish) is the source of this 3277-nucleotide messenger RNA. RefSeq names its product insulin-like growth factor binding protein 2b (gene igfbp2b). Gene Ontology annotation, cellular component: extracellular region. Gene Ontology annotation, biological process: regulation of insulin-like growth factor receptor signaling pathway. The record is from RefSeq and is a predicted model, not a curated record. The coding region runs from base 267 to 1109 and encodes 280 amino acids. Lineage: Eukaryota; Metazoa; Chordata; Actinopteri; Siluriformes; Ictaluridae. Gene Ontology annotation, molecular function: insulin-like growth factor II binding; insulin-like growth factor I binding. The transcript has 4 exons.
GUGUCCGCUUGUGUGCACUGAAGCAGGGCUCAAAGUGCUCUUAUUUGCCUGUCGGGGUAUUUUGUCUGCCUUUUUUUUUUUCUUCCAGCCGUGAUGUCUGAGGAACAUGGCAGCAGAUAGGACCCUGCAGACAGACUUGGCAAACCUCACCUGUCCGUAGCCGCUUCUUUGAGCUUUUCUCCACCUGAAGUUGACCGUAACAGAAAACCGUUAUCUGGUUUGUGUUCUCCCGCGCUAUAAACCCGGUGCUGCCUCGGCAGAACGCGAUGCGGUCGCGGUGCGUGCGCGCUUUGUUGCUCGCCUCCUUGGCGCUGCUCUUCUCAUCCUCCUUUUCCUCCUCCUCCUCCGGCGCUGAGGUCGUAUUCCGCUGUCCGAGCUGUACAGCGGAGCAGCAGGCGGCAUGUCCUAAACCCCCGAGCCCAUGCACGGAGCUGGUGCGGGAGCCGGGAUGCGGCUGCUGUCCCGUGUGCGCGCUGCAGCUCGGAGAGCCGUGCGGGGUUUAUACUGCGCGGUGCGGGAGCGGCCUGCGCUGUUCACCGAGCGAGGGCUCCGAGAUGCCGCUAGACGAGCUGGUGAAGGGACUCGGGAGCUGCCAGGUCAGAACCGAGAAUACGGACACGCACGAUGAGCGCGAUCUCGAAUCCGAUUACGGAGAGCUAUAUGCCACGAGGCCUCCGAUCCUGAGGAAGCCAGUCAAAGAUGCUAACUACUGGCACAUGAGGGAGACUAUGUUCAAGCAUCACCAGAAUGAGCAGAAGGCCAGGAUGAUGAACCGUGUGGAUGAGCCCAAAAUCCCUCGACCCAGAAUGAGUCAAUGUCAACAGCAGCUGGAUAAGGUGCUGGAAGAGAUCUCUAAAAUGACCUUCCAUGACAACAAGGGACACCUGGAGAACCUGUAUGAACUAACGUUUCCCAACUGUGACAGUAACGGACAGUAUAAUGUAAAACAGUGCCACAUGUCCACCCAUGGGCAAAGGGGUGAAUGCUGGUGCGUGAACCCCCACACUGGUAUCCAGAUUCCCUCCUCCAUCAGAGUGAGGGGUGACCCCAACUGCAGCCAGUACUAUGGCGGAACCGAGCUCAAGUCCACUACCAGCCUGUACAAAUAGAUGUGGAUAAGUGGAGUGACAGAACAACGAGAGACAAAGCUAGAGAGACAAGUGUGCAAGCAUAUAUUCCUGUGUCUGUAUGUGGAAAUAUUUCAGACCCGUUAUGAUUUGCAUUUUAAUCUCAUGAAAUAACAGAAUAUAUGCAGAUAUAUGCUAAAUUUAAUGACCGUGUUUAGACUGGUGUUGUGUCCUCUUAUUAUAGCCUGUACUUUAACACAGUAAGUCUAAACAGGCUCUUCUCAUCCUGUGACUAACUUUUAGUGUAGCUGCAGUACAAAUCCCAGUAUGUAACAGUUCGUGCAGCUUCCUCUAUUUGGUCCCAUUCCCAACUUCCUUUUAGAGCCAGGCUAACAUAAGCUACAACCACUCCUGUGCUGCUGCUUUUCUAACACUAAACAUGCACCAAAGUAGGAAUGCUAAUGUAUACUUUUAAGCAGUGUCCUGCAAACAAUGUACUUUAUUUGCAUGGAUUUGUUUUCUAUGUUUGUCCCUCCUUUUUGAGGUCGUUCCUUGUGCACGGACACCAUCAGUGCUGUUUACUUGUAUUCAAAACCGCCUCCUCUCUUUGACUCACCCUACCAAACCAUGUGGAGCUGCAUUCUCUGUACUGGCCUUGUCUAGUGUCUGCGGGGUAUCCACAGGGUUACUCAGUGCGCAGUUGUGUGUGUAUAUUUGUGUGUAGCGGAGUGCAGCCAAUGUCGGCAGCUAAUAGACUUCUCCCCCUUUUCUCUCCAUCCAGUCAUAUGGGGGGAAAAUACGGGUGGAGCAGUAGGUUUGGAGCAAAACUGGUUACUAAUGAUGUGCUGACAGAGGUCAAGAUUAGGACACAAAGCUGACACUGACAAAUGCAAUAUUAAGUGGGUUAAGUACCAAUAAAUAUAGACACACUUUUGCAAAUAUAUGCCUGUAAUGCAGAUGGGCUGUACUUUUUGCUAUUUCACAUUUCCCAUGGUGAAGAUUUACUGGUUGGUUUAGGGGGGUCUUAAGAUGUGUGAAAGGAUGUCAAUUGGUGCACAGGUUGAGGGGGGCUGCUAAGCUUGCCGUGUCAGGAGCUUUCCCACCUGGUGUGAUUCGUUUAGUGUAAAUGUUGCACUCUAGGGCAGUGAUCGUCCUUGAAAGCUAUAGUUAAAUUUAAUUUGGUCUGUGAAGUACGAUCAUGCUUGUCUGUCUGUCUUUCCAUCUUUGUCUCUGUUGUUCUCCCUUUCAUUUUCUCUCUCUCUGAGUGUAGCAUUGGGCAGAUUAAAUAGACAGGAUCCAUAAAUAGCAGCUGAGAUUAAGCUGAUCGAUUGUAAACAAAUGGUGUGUAGGCCCAAGAGCUCAGCUAAAAACUGUUCUACUCUGUUUGGAGACUUCUGUGAGCUUUGCCUCUCAGAUAACAUAUUAACCUUCAAUAGCUCACAUGGUAUUACCAUGUCCAGCUCGCCUUUAAAAUUAGCUUUCAUGGAUUUUCUUUUUUAGAUUGUAUUAUGGUGCUACAGCCUGGCUCUCCUAUACCCUGCUCCCCCAUGUGGGGUUUUGGGGCCAGCACAUAGGCUGCUGAGACUCUGGCUAUGAAUUUUCCAUUUGGGCUGGCUUCCAAAAUAGAUUACUGCGUCCCCUCUGGUGGUACAGUAAAUUUUAUGGUAGUUUGAGUCUGACCUAGUUUGAAAACAAAGCAAAACCAAUUCCUGUGGUUUUUUGAGCAUAUUGAUUUGCCAGAGCUGUGCUGAAGGAGUGAAAGAAUUUGGUUGUGUGUGUGCGCAUCGGGGGUUGCUGUGCCAUGCCUGUAGCCAGAGGACAGAGGGAAGUGGUGUUUGCCAUCUGCUACAGUGUAAAAAUGUCAGACCUGCGUGCUGUUUGGAUGGUCUCGAACAGGCGACACAAAGAAUUUCUUAAGCAAAUCCUACACAGCACACAAUGUACUAGUCUCACACACUUUCACUUUUUAAAUUUUUCUUGUUGUUGUUGCAUUGCAUUCCAACAAUUAUCGGAAGGCUCACCAGCAUCAGAUAGUAAAGUUUACUGGUGACCACUAACACAGCAUGCUUCGUGUAUCUUUUCUCAUUGGAAUUAAAGUGCCUGCUUGCAAUUCAAAAAAGGAUUGUGAAAGCCAUAAAUGCAUGCCAACCAACAAAGAUAUUUUUAAAGGCCUGUAAUAAAUGACAAUAUGAUUAAACAUGUUACUUUCA